Molecule: messenger RNA, 1041 nt
Organism: Micropterus salmoides (largemouth bass)
Lineage: Eukaryota; Metazoa; Chordata; Actinopteri; Centrarchiformes; Centrarchidae
Product: saxitoxin and tetrodotoxin-binding protein 2-like
Exons: 6
Coding region: 168-821 (217 amino acids)
Source: RefSeq, a predicted model, not a curated record
UUAAACAGAAAUACAGAAAACGAACCAGAAUGGAAACAAAGGGUCGAUCAGAGUUCAGUAACAGUCUGUGUACACACACUUUGUACCAAUUCAGACCGUUAUAAACACUCCUCUCGUUCUGCUGUCCUGACAGAGCAGGGUGUGUUUGUUUUUGGUCUCAGAGCAGGAUGGUUGUUGUGAAGCGAGCAAUGCUGCUGCUGCUGGUGACGGCAGUUGGCACCAGUGCAGCGCCAACCCCCGAAGACUGUGACGGUCUGACUAAAAAGCUGCUAAUGAAAGACCUGGACAAGAUUUUCGGGGACUGGGUUCUGGUCUGGGCUGUCUCUGACGAUCUGCAAGACUUCGACCUGGUAAACUUCUCCAGCUCCCACGUCGAGCUCCAACUUCUCCCUGACAACAAAACCAUCAUGUACAAGGAGAGAAACAUGUUCCUUGAUAAGCCGUGUUCUCAGUACCUAAUCAAGAUGACGAUGCCCUCCGACCCCUCCGACUCUGACCACCACACACUGCACACCCACGCCUCCAUCUCGGAGAUAGACGGAGUUGUUCGUCCGUACAACGACUCAGGCAAAGUGGAUUUCCAUGAGAGCUGCUCUGACUGUCUGGUGUUGGUCUACAGAGGCAGCGUGGGCCGAUUCCUGCUCAUCUACAGAAGGGAGGGGCAGCAUCGGGAUGUUGAGCAGCAGAAAGCGGCCCACGGCGAUCAUCACAAACUGGCCGAGUGUCUGGGAUUUCCUCACGACAAACCGUUCAGCUACGACGGAGCCGCAGAUUUUUGUCAUAAGAAAUCUUCUCCAGCGGUGGAGCCUGAACAGUCCUGAGGGAAGUCAACGUAUCUCAGAUGUCGUUCACAAAUAAAAGAAAGGAAAAGCAAACACUAAAACCUGGAUGUUUCUUUUUCAGAGAGCUUUACACAUCCACACUUGUUCGCUCCAAAAUGAGCUUUGAUUCGAGUAUUUAUUGUAAUUGUUUUCCACAAAUUGCCUCAUCGGCUGUCUGAUGUAACUGCUAAGUAAACUUUGUUGUUUGUUGCUUUCACUA